Python bivittatus (Burmese python) is the source of this 2543-nucleotide messenger RNA. NCBI's taxonomy places the organism in Eukaryota, Metazoa, Chordata, Lepidosauria, Squamata, Pythonidae. The record is from RefSeq and is a predicted model, not a curated record.
CCAGCACCUUUUCAGCGGGAGAAAUAGCAAGAGGGGCGGGAUUAUUUACGAGCCUUUCGAUGGCUUUUCCCGCCCAAAGCCCAGGCGUCGUCACCAGGACACCUCCGGGCGGGCUCUCAGGCGACCCGCCUUCCGGCAGGGCGAAACCUUUCAGAUCAGCUGAAGGUUAUCUCGGGCGGGGCCGAUCAGACGGACGCGGGGGGAGCGUGAGAAAGGCGGAGUCGGACCGCGAGAGACCCCACCUCCGGAGGGAUGCCAGAACCAGUCAAAAGGGCGCAGCGCGGGCUCCUCUGUUUAGCACGCGGUGGGGGGAGUGUAUCAGGGCCUCCGCCGGCGGUUCUUUGUGCCCGCAGCCGCUAUGCGGGAUUACGACGAGAUCAUCGCCUUCCUGGGCGAGUGGGGCCCCUUCCAGCGCCUCAUCUUCUUCCUGCUCAGCGCCAGCAUCAUCCCCAACGGCUUCAACGGCAUGUCCGCCGUUUUCCUAGCCGGCACCCCCGAGCACCGGUGCCGGGUGCCCGACAGCGCAAACCUGAGCGCCGCGUGGCUCAACGCCAGCAUCCCCCUGGAGGAGCGCGGCGGGCGGCAGGUGCGGAGCCAGUGCAGCCGCUACCGCCUCGAGGCCCUCAUCAAUUUCUCUGCCCGGAACCUGGAGCCCGGCCGCGACGUCGAUCUUAGCCAGCUGGGGCAAGAGAAGUGCCUGGACGGCUGGGAGUAUAGCCAGGAGGUUUACCUUUCCACGAUCGUCACGGAGUGGAAUCUCGUAUGUGACAAUGACUGGAAAGCUCCCCUAACUACAUCUUUGUUCUUUGUGGGUGUGCUGCUUGGAUCUUUUAUAUCUGGACAACUCUCAGACAAGUUUGGCAGAAAGGCUAUUCUGUUUGCAACCAUGGGUGUACAGACAGGUUUCAGCUUCCUCCAGAUCUUCUCAACCAGCUGGGAAAUGUUCACAGUGCUUUUUCUUAUAGUUGGCAUGGGGCAGAUUUCAAAUUACGUUGUGGCCUUCAUAUUAGGUAAGAUUAUUUUCACUCUUAAACUUUACUUGCCUGUUUCAAUAUAUCAAAGCAAUCACAUUUAACAAACAAGUCCAUGCUUAAAAUAUUCUCACCCAUAAGUAGUGAAACUAUAUUUAAGAAAAAUAGCUAAAUUAAAAGAAAGGUUAAGAAUUUGUGGAAGCUGAAAAAAUCUGGAAGUUGUAUAGAAGAAGAAAAUUUGCCAAGUGAAACAAAAUACUUUCUGUCAAUUUAGCUAGCUGAUUCAGUGACUUAAAUGGCCCAUUCCCACUGUAAGGAUAUAUUGUUUUUGAGAUUUAAUGUAGCUUUCUGGACAAACAUGGAUAUUUCAAUAAUUGACUUCAGAUUGUUACAGAAGUGAAAUUCAUUAUCUAUUCUGAAACCUUCAUUAAUUCAUCAGAAGCCAGAACUUGCUUCACAAGGAAAACAGAGGGAGUAUUUAGAGCAGUGUUUCUCAACCGUAGCAACUUGGAAGAUGGAUUGGGAAAUUCUGAGAAUUGACGUCCACACAUUUUCAAAUUGCUAAGGUUGAGAAGCACUGAUUUAGAGAAUGGGUGAGCAGGCUGAGUAGGAGAGGAGGCAUUUUUUAGCAUAGAGUGGGAGGAUCCCCCUGAACUCCCUUAGCCACUUUGUCAUGCUUUCUUCCAGUUAGGCCCCCAAAUCUUGAAUAACAUGAACUGGGAACAGCUGAUAGAUGUGGGAACUUCCAUCUUCCAGUGUUCAGAACCAUAGUUAGAAAAUUCAUGCUUUGCUGGUAUGAUAUUUAAGACUGCCAAGAGACUAACUUUUAAGUCAGCAAUCCACUACUUAGUAAGGAGUUAGGGCAGCUUGCUUCUUUAAAUCAUUAUGUUUUAUGUCAGUUAUUAGCAUAUCCAUGUUGUCUUAGGUAAAGCCCAUCUACAUCAUACUGGUAGACCUACAUAACAUCAUACCAAGCUCUAUGCAGGCCACCAGCUUCAGAUUGUUUCCUCCUAGAGCUUGAUGGUAGUUAUUUGACUCCUGGGUGGCUUAUGAGUUCAGAGGUAUCUAAAAGUUUCAUGUUCAGAUAGGGAGUUAAUUUCUUGCUGUUAUAGCUGGAUCAAACAUGCUCUCUUGAGUUGGGUUGGCUCACUAAUUUUACUACAGCUUUUUCUUUACUGAUUCUUUAUGGAUUAUAUGUGGCAGUGCUAUUUUUAGUGGUCUCAGCCACCCGGUGACUACCAAGGAUUACCAAAUUUAUCAUGUUGAAUGCUAAUGCUUCAGAAAGGGAAUUAAUGGAAAUAAAGAAUAUUAAUCUGUCCUUGUUAUAAUGGCAGUAUUUACAAUCAAAGAAUAAAGAGCAGUGAUAUUUAUUUUGUUGCUCAUUUGCAUAGAAAACAAAGUCAUCACCACUUAGUGGAGUAGGAGGAAAAUUACAGCUGGGAACAUUAAUGAAAUUAUGUUUCCUCAUCAGACAUACAUACUUAAUUCUCUAAGUUUAGGAUUUAAGCCUAGUUGUCAAGAUAAUGCAACAGAUUUUUUUUUCAUUGUCAUUAAUACAUUGAAUCUCAGCAG